Messenger RNA from Sorghum bicolor (sorghum), 2150 nucleotides. RefSeq names its product isochorismate synthase 2, chloroplastic. The transcript is spliced from 14 exons. Gene Ontology annotation, molecular function: isochorismate synthase activity. Gene Ontology annotation, cellular component: plastid. The record is from RefSeq and is a predicted model, not a curated record. Lineage: Eukaryota; Viridiplantae; Streptophyta; Magnoliopsida; Poales; Poaceae. Gene Ontology annotation, biological process: phylloquinone biosynthetic process. Bases 147 to 1856 code for a protein of 569 amino acids.
AGGGCGCGACGUGCGCGCGUGCCGCUGCGCUGCGCUGCACUGCCAGUGACCCAGAUAUGCCAUGCUGUCCGGCCCCCGUCCUCAUCCCGCAGCUCACUCACAGUACUGUUGCUGUCCGGCCUCCGUCACCUCACGCUUGACGAACGAUGCCGCCACCGUCUUCUUCCUCGCGCUACUCUCCCGGCCGGCUACUCGCCGCGCGCCCGGCGUCUGCCACCACGGUGGGGAGAUGGGCGUCGCGCCUGUCGUGCUCGCUGUCCAUGAACGGGUGCGCGCCGGGCGCCGGGGACCGCGGCGCGGUGUGCGUGCGCGAGGCGCGGGCGCUGCCGGCCGCGCCGGCGCCGCACGACGCCGUGGGCCAGCUCAGGGCCGCCGUGGACGCGCUCGUCGGCUCCGACGCGCCGCCCUCCGGCAUCAUCCGCAUCGAGGUGCCCAUCAGGCAGCGGGUGGACGCCAUCGAGUGGCUGCACGUGCAGACCGCGCUGCUGCCCCGCUGCUUCUUCUCGGCACGGGCGCCGUUGCCCGACGCGCCCGCGCUCGCCGGCACCAGCAGCUGCGGCAACGGCAACGGCAACGGCAACGGCAGUGGCCAUCGGCAGCAGCAGCCGGUGAGCGUCGCGGGCGUGGGCUCGGCGGUCUUCUUCCGCGGGACGGAGCCCUUUUCUCUCGCUGAUUGGCGCGCAAUCAAGAGAUUUCUUCCAAGGGACUGUCCACUGAUUCGCGCAUAUGGAGCCAUCCGUUUCGAUGCAACGAGUGAUGCUUCGGUUGAAUGGGAGGACUAUGGAUCAUUCUACUUCAUUGUUCCUCAAGUUGAGUUCAAUGAGCUCGAGGAGAGCUCAGUCCUUGCGACAACGAUCGCAUGGGAUGACUCGCUUUCAUGGACAUGGCAGAACGCUGUGGAGGAGCUCCAAUCAACUCUGCAAAAGAUAUCGCCUUGUUCUGUUCAAUCGAACAAGACCAGCCUACAAACAGCCAUAGUAAGUCUCAAUCAUGUCCCAACCAAGGCAUCUUGGGAUCUUGCAGUUACUAAAGCUCUUCAGAUGAUCAAAGGGAGGCAAAGAGAAUUGGUAAAGGUUGUACUGGCAAGGUGUAGCAGAUACAUUACUGAUACUUGCAUUGACCCUGUGGAACUGCUAGCUUGCUUGAAGGUUGAGGGCCAAAAUGCUUAUCAAUUCUGCAUACAACCACCAGAUGCUCCUGCGUUUGUUGGAAAUAGCCCAGAGCAACUAUUUCACCGGAAACACUUGAAUAUUUCCAGUGAGGCUCUAGCUGGUACUCGAGCAAGAGGAAAAACAAGGGCAGAUGACUUUCAAAUCGGUCAGGAUUUGCUUCUAAGUACCAAAGAGGAUAUCGAAUUUACUAUAGUACGGGAUAGCAUAAAGAACAAACUGGAGAUGAUCUGUGACGAGGUGGUUGUCCAUCCCAGCAAGGCUCUGCGGAAACUUCCAAGAGUACAGCAUUUGUCAGCACAGUUAGCUGCGAGAAUAAGGAACGAAGAUGAUGAGUUUGAGAUUCUAAAUACUCUUCAUCCGAGUCCAGCUGUUUGUGGCUUGCCAACUGAAGAGGCGCGCAGAUUCAUACGAGAUCAUGAAAUUUUUGACCGUGGAAUGUACGCCGGUCCUGUUGGUUGGUUUGGAGGAGCUGAAAGCGAGUUUGCUGUUGGGAUUAGAUCAGCGUUACUUGGAAAAGGUCACAGCACUUUAGUGUACGCCGGUGCGGGGAUUGUUGAAGGUACAAAUCCAUCUUUUGAAUGGGAUGAACUUGAUCUCAAAGCAUCUCAGUUUGCAAAGCUGUUGCGGUACCAAGAACAACAUAUUCGCUACCAAGAGGCUGAAAACUUGGGAACAGUAAUCUGAAUAGAGAAGUACAGUAGUAACUAGUAAGUCAUCACAAAGUUCAGCAUUCAUUUAGCUAGUUAUCGUACACUUAUUUGUUUGAUAGUAAACUAGAAGGGAUUUUCAGUUGAAAAAUUGUGUAAUUAUGGGAUUGAGAACGGGCGGCGGUGCUGGAAAAUACAUUGAUGAAUCAGCACGUGAAUGUAACAGAAUAUAUUUACAGCAUAAACUAUUUGAUUGAAUCAUCACGUGAAUGUAAUAAUAGACUAUAUUUACAGCAGAAACUCAUGGCAAUUGAAACACUCCAUUUUGCAA